Messenger RNA from Medicago truncatula (barrel medic), 751 nucleotides. RefSeq lists its product as uncharacterized. Bases 1 to 447 code for a protein of 148 amino acids. The transcript has 6 exons. The record is from RefSeq and is a predicted model, not a curated record. NCBI's taxonomy places the organism in Eukaryota, Viridiplantae, Streptophyta, Magnoliopsida, Fabales, Fabaceae.
AUGGCACAAUUAACCUUAUCUUCAUCACUCUCACACUCAAUCUCACUCUUACCCUUGGUUUUGUCAAUUUCACCGGCGCUCACCCUCAAUCUCACUCUCACCCUCGGCUCCCUCAAUAUCACUCUCAAUCGACGAAGACUCAUCGUCAAUCUGACUCUCUCACUACCACCCUCGCCUAUCACCACCAAGUUUUUCGCGGUUUCGCGAUCUCAGUUCUGUGCAAUUGGGGUUCUUCGUGGGUUUCACCGUGGUUCACAGUUCUUCAGCUCUCAUACUUCAGUUUAUCAAGGUAGUGCUUUUCACUCUUCAAGCACAAUUGAGAACGCGUCAUCCAAUAUAGGCUCUAAAGUUAUAAGGUACAACGAGAUAUUUGACGACAUCAUUUUGGCUAACGAUGUCGACUCACUUCUCAGUUUCGUUAUGGCAAGUGACAAGAUCAUGGAAUGAAAGAUUGUUCUAGAGGUUAGUAACAAUAUGCAUAAUGAUCUUCUCUUUUGUUAACAUUGUUCUAGUUGCUUUAUCUUUUAAUAGGCUUAGUUAUUUUUAAUGCAAACUAGUUGAUAAUUAGUUAAGAUUGGCUUAGUCAGUACUUUGGGAGAGUUACUGAUAGAAAGACAAGUGAUCAAUCGGGGAUUGUUUUUGAAACUCAGGUUCCUCUUUCGCUUCCUCUUUUAAUUCUUUUUCAUCAAGUUCUAUUGUUUUGUGACUUAGCAUUAUGUGAACCUUAUUUGAUCUACGUGUGUGUGUGUGU